GUUUACAGGCUUUCAAUCCUGACACUGAGUUCCAAUUCAAGAACAGAACAAAGCACUGGGACAAGAAGUAUUAUGAAGGGGUGUUUGGAGCAGAUGAUUGCUAUGCCUUGUGUCCACCAAGCUCAGCCUAUUACACCAGUCCUUCUUAUAAGGAUCCAUAUGGUUGGCUUGUAAAUUUGAUCAACAAGUUUGCAGAGCUUGGUGGUUUUGAAGAAAUUAAGAAACAGAUUGAAACAGCUGAAAAAGUGGAUGCUCCAAUGCUGGCGGCACUUUUGAAACCCUUGGGAAUCUGUGCCAGUUACCUAAAUGCCAAAGUCCUGCCGAAAGUAUUCAGUGAUGUUUUUGAGAAGACAUUGGGAUAUAUCCAAGAACUUACUAAUGAAGACAUGAAGCAGAAGACAGUUGGUGAUGUAUUUGAUCUUUUAACAACUCUAAAACUCCUAUGCAUGAGACUUUGGCAGAAUAUGGUGUCAGGGGUUGAUGAACUGAGAUUGGAGGUUGCCCUGAAAAUGCUCAAAAGUCCACAUUUUAAUGCAAAGAUGAACUCACUCAAAGAGGUCUGCAAGUUGAUUGAAGAUUCAGAGAAGACCAAGAACACCAAAGUAAGCAUGUCUCAGGAUGCUANUAGUACACAUGAUCCCAGUGGUCUAAGCUGA
This is a messenger RNA of Orbicella faveolata, 656 nucleotides long. RefSeq names its product ubiquitin carboxyl-terminal hydrolase 24-like. Gene Ontology annotation, cellular component: cytosol; nucleus. The record is from RefSeq and is a predicted model, not a curated record. Gene Ontology annotation, molecular function: cysteine-type deubiquitinase activity; protein binding. Lineage: Eukaryota; Metazoa; Cnidaria; Anthozoa; Scleractinia; Merulinidae. Gene Ontology annotation, biological process: protein deubiquitination.